AUGAAAUCCGCUCGCCUAUUUAUUGCCUCACUUGGCAACCCAUCACCCCACCUCACAACCCGACACUCAGCCGGCCAUGUCCUCCUCCGAGCUCUACAAUCUCACCUCAAUCUCCCCUCCCUCAAGAAAUCAAAAUCCUUCGCCGGCGGCCUCGUGUCCCUCGGCGCCGACGUGGGCAGACCCGAAUUAACACUCUGGCACUCGCCCAGCCUGAUGAACAUUUCCGGCGUUGCGCUUCUCAAAGCAUAUAAACAAUUCCUCUCCAACGCCACUCCGGCGGAAGGUAUACCGGGCUUGGUGAUCCUCCACGAUGAAAUGGAGACUGCACCUGGACGACUGAAGGUGCGGCACGGGGCCACGAGCGCGAGAGGGCAUAAUGGGAUUAAGUCUGUGCAGCAGAGUUUGCUGUCUGCGGGGCUGAUGGGCGGGCUGGCUGAUGGGGCGAGUUUUGUCAAGGUAGGCAUUGGGAUUGGGAGGCCGGCGGGGGGAACAAGGGAGAGGGAUGAGGUUUCUGAUUAUGUCUUGGGGCAGUUGAGGGGGGAGGAGAAG
Pseudomassariella vexata is the source of this 549-nucleotide messenger RNA. Its product is annotated as peptidyl-tRNA hydrolase. Gene Ontology annotation, molecular function: peptidyl-tRNA hydrolase activity. The annotation marks the transcript as partial. The record is from RefSeq and is a predicted model, not a curated record. The transcript has a single exon. Lineage: Eukaryota; Fungi; Ascomycota; Sordariomycetes; Amphisphaeriales; Pseudomassariaceae.